Hevea brasiliensis (rubber tree) is the source of this 761-nucleotide messenger RNA. Its product is annotated as indole-3-acetic acid-induced protein ARG7-like. The coding region runs from base 245 to 631 and encodes 128 amino acids. The record is from RefSeq and is a predicted model, not a curated record. The transcript has a single exon. Gene Ontology annotation, biological process: response to auxin. NCBI's taxonomy places the organism in Eukaryota, Viridiplantae, Streptophyta, Magnoliopsida, Malpighiales, Euphorbiaceae.
AAUCAUUUUAUUCUUGUUAAUAAUUGAUGAGUCAAAAAAACACAAAAGAAGACUCAUCCCCUCUUGAGACAUUCCCUUCUAAUCUCAAUACAAAAUCUCUCCUCUCUCACCCACCCAUUUCCUUGGGAGAGCCAUGAGAACACUUCUCCUAUAGUUCUCUCUCACCACUUUCAUCUGAUCUCCAAACUCUCUCUAGUCUUCUCCUUGAUCUCAAAAAUACCAAAAGAUCUUUGAAAAAAGGAAAAUGUUGGGGAAAAAGAUGGUUUCUUUCAAGAAACUUGCCAAGAAAGUGAAGGUUAUGGCCAGAGGUGAUCAUUGUCAUCAGUCAUCACAACAAGAAUGUUUGCUUAGGGGAUUUGAGGAUACCUCCCCUGCUUUAACCAAAACCCCAACUGGGUUUUUUGCUGUAUAUGUAGGGGAAGAGAUGGAAAGAUUUGUGGUUCCAACUAGCUUCCUCAGUCAUCCACUCUUCAAGAUGCUACUGGAGAAGUCAUAUAAUGAAUUUGGCUUUGAGCAAAGGAAUAAACUUUUGGUUCCAUGUAGUGUCUCAACUUUUCAAGAGGUUGUAAAUGCUGUUGAAUGUUGCAAUGGGAGGUUUGAUUUCGGAAAUUUGGUUGAGGAGUUCAUAUAAAUGAGAAAAAUAGAUUACAAAUCUUGCGUAUGUAAAAUACAUAUAUGCUUAGCUCUAUCUGCAUGGUUGGGCUAAUUUUGGUCAUAACCAUUUGUGUCAUAGCUAGAAUGCAAGACUUUUUUCUUUCUUU